Ipomoea nil (Japanese morning glory) is the source of this 2608-nucleotide messenger RNA. RefSeq names its product oligopeptide transporter 7-like. NCBI's taxonomy places the organism in Eukaryota, Viridiplantae, Streptophyta, Magnoliopsida, Solanales, Convolvulaceae. The record is from RefSeq and is a predicted model, not a curated record. The coding region runs from base 124 to 2364 and encodes 746 amino acids. Gene Ontology annotation, molecular function: oligopeptide transmembrane transporter activity. The transcript has 6 exons. Gene Ontology annotation, biological process: transmembrane transport.
ACCCGGUAUCUUUGCAAUUAGAUUCUCCGUGGUGUACGUGGACAAACAGUCCAGCAAAAACUACAUUCGAAUCCAGCCGUGAUUUAGACUAGAUUCAUUUUCCGCCGGCGCCGGACGAAAAACAUGCCCGACACCAUAGAAAGUGCCGAAGAAAUCUCCGCUCCUCUAACAGUUCAAAAGAGCGAAGCAUCGUGGAGUUCUCCGGCGGACGGGGAAAACUCUCCGGUGGAGCAAGUGGCUCUGACGGUGCCGGUGACCGAUGACCCGACCUUACAGGCCGUCACGUUCCGGACGUGGGUUCUGGGGGCGCUGGCCUGCUUCCUCCUCUCUUUCCUCAACCAGUUCUUCUGGUACCGCCGCGAGCCGCUGACCAUCAGCUCAAUCUCCGCCCAGAUCGCGGUGGUGCCGCUGGGGCACUUCAUGGCGAAGGUGGUGACGCGGCGCGUGUUCUUCCAGGGGCGGAAGUGGGAGUUCACGCUCAACCCGGGACCGUUCAACGUGAAGGAGCACGUGCUGAUCACCAUCCUCGCCAACUGCGGCGCCGCUAAUCCCUACUCCAUCCACGUCGUCACCGCCGUCAAGGUUUUCUACCGGCGGGCGUUGAGUUUUUGGGUUGCGUUGACCGUCGUGGUGACGACGCAGGUUUUGGGGUUUGGAUGGGCGGGGAUUUUCCGCCGGUUCUUGGUGGAGCCCGCUUCCAUGUGGUGGCCCCAAAAUCUCGUCCAAGUCUCUUUGUUCAGGGCAUUUCAUGAUAAAGAAGAAAGAGGCAAGGGUGGAUUGACAAGAAACCAGUUUUUCCUAAUGGCCUUCAUCUGCAGCUUUGGUUAUUAUGUAUUCCCAGGCUACAUUUUCCCAAUGUUAUCAUCAAUUUCCUGGUUAUGUUGGCUAUAUCCUCGUUCUGUGUUAGCCCAACAACUCGGUUCUGGCCUCAAAGGUCUUGGCAUUGGAGCCGUCGGGCUCGAUUGGUCCAGCAUAUCCUCCUACAUUGGAAGCCCUCUAGUCAGCCCCUGGUUUGCAACUGUUAAUGUUGCAAUUGGAUAUGUUCUUAUCUUGUAUGUUGUAACUCCUGUCAUGUACUGGAACAAUGUUUACAAAGCCAAGAAUUUCCCUAUAUUUUCAGAUGGCCUGUUUAAAUCCAACGGUGAAGAAUACAACAUUUCUGGGAUAAUAGAUCAGGAUUUCCAUAUUGACAUGGAGGCAUAUGAGCAAGAAGGCCAUCUUUAUCUCAGCACCAUCUUCACCAUGACAUAUGCUUUCAGUUUUGCAUGCUUCGUCGCCACCAUUGUUCACGUCGCCCUCUUCCAUGGACCAGAUCUAUGGCAGCUUAGCAAGUCUGCUUUCCAAGAGAAGAGUAUGGAUGUUCAUACAAAGCUGAUGAAACGAUACAAAGAAGUUCCCGAGUGGUGGUUCACCGGGAUCUUGCUUGUGAACAUUUCUGCAACCGUGCUGAUAUGUGAAUGCUUCAAGAACCAGCUGCAGUUGCCAUGGUGGGGCGUCUUGCUCGCGUGUGGCUUCGCCUUCGUUUUCACCCUUCCCAUUGGUAUAAUCACUGCUACCACAAACCAAACUCCUGGUUUAAAUGUGAUUGCAGAAUACAUAAUCGGGUACUUGUAUCCAGGAUACCCAGUUGCUAACAUGUGCUUUAAGGUGUAUGGGUAUAUCAGUAUGAAGCAAGGGCUAACUUUUCUGCAAGACUUGAAACUUGGGCAUUACAUGAAGAUUCCUCCCAGAGCAAUGUUCAUGGCUCAGGUGGUUGGGACCUUAGUGUCAGCAGUGGUGCAUCUCGGGACAGCGUGGUGGCUGAUGGAAACCGUGCCAUAUAUCUGUGACCGGGGGCAGCUACCCCCGAGCAGCCCGUGGACUUGCCCGGGUGAUCAUGUGUUCUAUGAUGCCUCGGUCAUCUGGGGUUUGAUUGGUCCGAGGAGAAUCUUUGGAGAUCUUGGCUAUUACUCAGCCAUAAACUGGUCUUUCUUGUUUGGAGCUGUGGCUCCUGUUUUGGUCUGGGUGGCAAGUAAGGCCUUCCCAAACCAGAAUUGGAUUAGGUUGAUCAUAGUGCCUGUGCUGCUUAGUGGAACCAUAAACAUGCCACCUGCCACUGCUGUGAACUAUAACAGUUGGGUUAUCAUUGCUUUUGCUUCUGGGUUCAUAGCUUAUAGGUACUAUAGGAAGUGGUGGAGUCGCCACAAUUAUGUUCUGUCUGGGGCAUUGGAUGCAGGAUUAGCAUUCAUGGGAGUGUUGUUGUAUUUGUGCUUGGAGAUGGAACAUGUUAGCCUGGAUUGGUGGGGGAGCCGUGUAGAUGGGUGCCCUUUGGCUUCUUGCCCAACUGCACCGGGGGUUUUGAUUGACGGUUGUCCGGUAUUUUGAACAAGGGAUCUGAUAUUCUGCGUACAAGGUGUCUUCACUACCAAGUUUAUGUCGAUUGGUUGCGAACACCCUAUGAACAAAAAUUGGGAAACAUGGGAGAGGAAAUUCAUAUGGGUAAAAAGCAUUUUUCCAACUAAAUAUAAUGUUGUUUUGUUUUGUUUUCCAACUUUAGCUUUUGUCUCAUUCUUACACUUCAUCUUGUAUUCACAAAGCAAUUAUUGAAAAAUAUUAAACGUUCUUUGUC